Gamsiella multidivaricata is the source of this 930-nucleotide messenger RNA. Its product is annotated as Metallo-dependent phosphatase-like protein. Gene Ontology annotation, molecular function: protein serine/threonine phosphatase activity. Gene Ontology annotation, cellular component: cytoplasm; nucleus. The record is from RefSeq and is a predicted model, not a curated record. The transcript is spliced from 3 exons. NCBI's taxonomy places the organism in Eukaryota, Fungi, Mortierellomycota, Mortierellomycetes, Mortierellales, Mortierellaceae. The coding region runs from base 1 to 930 and encodes 309 amino acids.
AUGAUCUCUCGACUGCUGGAUGCUGGAUAUUCUGGAAAAAUAUCCAAGGGCGUGUGUCUUAAGAACAGCGAGAUCCUGGUCAUCUGUCAAGCAGCCAGGGAAAUUUUCUUGUCGCAACCAACAUUGAUCGAGCUGCAUGCGCCUGUCAAGAUCGUGGGUGACAUUCAUGGUCAAUACACAGAUUUGCUGCGACUCUUUGAGAUGUGUGGAUUCCCGCCAUCAGCCAACUUUUUGUUCCUGGGAGAUUACGUGGAUCGAGGCAAGAUGAGCCUGGAGACGAUCCUGUUGUUGUUUUGUUAUAAGAUUAAGUACCCCGAAAACUUUUUUUUGCUCCGCGGCAACCAUGAAUGCGCCAAUGUCACAAGAGUCUAUGGUUUCUAUGACGAAUGUAAACGAAGAGCCAGUAUCAAGAUGUGGAAGGCGUUCGUGGAUGUGUUCAACUGUCUGCCUCUGGCAGCGAUUGUUGCCAACAAGAUCUUUUGCGUCCACGGAGGAUUGUCACCGAAUUUGUCGAGCAUGGACGACAUCCGCGCACUGCGGCGACCGACAGAUGUACCAGACUAUGGCUUGCUGAACGACCUUUUGUGGUCCGAUCCAUCAGACACAGCACUGGAUUGGGAGGACAAUGAGCGCGGGGUGUCAUACUGUUUUGGCAAGAGCAUCAUCCAGAGGUUUUUGAACCGACAUGAUUUCGAUUUGGUGUGUCGAGCACACAUGGUGGUGGAGGACGGAUAUGAGUUUUUCAACGACCGGACGUUGGUCACGGUGUUCUCGGCCCCGAACUACUGUGGCGAAUUCGAUAACUAUGGAGCGGUGAUGAGUGUGAACGAGGACCUGCUGUGCAGUUUUGAGUUACUCAAGCCGAUCGAUCCAGCGACAGCCAGGGCGCAGAUGCAGAACUCAAACCAUGUUAACAUCCCUCCACAAUAA